Molecule: messenger RNA, 1248 nt
Organism: Canis lupus familiaris (dog)
Lineage: Eukaryota; Metazoa; Chordata; Mammalia; Carnivora; Canidae
Gene: UCN3
Product: urocortin 3
Exons: 2
Coding region: 315-818 (167 amino acids)
Biological process (GO): digestion; adenylate cyclase-activating G protein-coupled receptor signaling pathway; cellular response to nutrient levels
Cellular component (GO): extracellular region
Molecular function (GO): corticotropin-releasing hormone receptor 2 binding; hormone activity
Source: RefSeq, a predicted model, not a curated record
CUCCGUGACGCAGACAGCUGGUCUGGUUGUCUUUUAAACGAAAUCGCAUCCCAGGGUAGACACCGCGUCUGGGAUUACGAUCCACCCCGUGACCUGUCCCUUUUAUAUAUACAUAUACACACGAGGGAGUGGAGUGGUUUCCAUAGAGAGGGAACCAUCACGGCCCACUUAGGACACACAAAAGGAAAGAAGAAGUGACUCCAGCAGAGACAGAAGUUCAAGGGGAUGUUUCUGGGGCAGAUCUCCUGGUCCUGAAGCUGCACCUGCCACGCCGAGCAUUUCUACUCCAGAGCGAAGGCCACUCCCAGGGAGAGAUGCUGAUGCCAGCCUACCUCCUGCUGCUGCUGCUGCUGCUCCCAGGAAUCCCGCAGCCGGGCCUCUCCCAGAAGUUCCACCCAGGAAAGUCCUUCUUCAGCUGCAUCAACACAGCCUUGUGGGAGGCCCGGCAGAGCCCGCUGGAGGAUGCACCGCUGCUGAGCAAGAGAAGCUUCCCCUACCUGCCCAGCCAAGACCCAUCCUCAGGGGAGGACGAGGAGAAGGAGGAGGAGGAAGAGGACAAGAAGAAGAGGACCUUCCCAGGCUUCGGGGGUGGCAACGGAGCCGUAAGCGCCCGGUACAAAUACCUGUCCCCAGCUCAGCUCAAGGGGAGGCUGCACCAGGACAAGGCCAAGAGUGAUCGGCGCACCAAGUUCACUCUGUCCCUCGAUGUCCCCACUAACAUCAUGAACAUCCUCUUCAACAUCGCCAAGGCCAAGAAUUUGCAGGCCAAGGCAGCUGCCAACGCGCACCUGAUGGCACAGAUUGGGCGUAAGAAGUAGAGGCAGAGGCCAGCAGGACGGCGGCACCUCAAGGACAGGGACGGGGGUCAGGGUGGAGGGUGAGGGUCUGCCAAUUUGGCUGCUUUGUGUUCUGAGGGAUGGGCCCAGGUCUCCAGGCCGCCUCACUGCCCGCCCCCCGUGUUCCUUUGGUGCCUCCAGCCCCCCUCUCUCCACUGCACACACACACUGAACACUGUCCCGCCUGCAUGGACCUGAGCCCGUCGGGGUGUCUCCCGCUCUGCGCCUCCUUUCUGCUCCCCCGCAGUGAGUGGCCAAGGUCACUCACGCCUGCUCGCCAGGCUCUUCCUCCGUGACCCGUGCCCGAGAAGAGGGCGCACAGCGCUCCUCGUGCCCACACGCCUCCCAGCCACGGGGGCUGCAAGACGAGGUGCACCGCUCACCGUCCUGCCUUCAGACCCCUUCCCUUCUC